GCGCGCCUUGACAUAACCUCACCCAUUUCGGUGUUUAUUUGUUUCACACUUCUCCGACUUUCUCUCCGAAGUUCUUUUUCCCUCACGUGGGCAAAAGGCUCGUGCCCAGCCAAUUUCCCCGGCAGACCCCCGAAUAUUCUUUUCUUUUGAUUUGGUGUUAUAAUACCACAUCCUAUUUCGGCCCUCUUACUACCUUCCCUACUAUCAGCCUGGAGUCUUCCGAACGAUCGCCCAGCGGAAUCGGAGGCAGGGGCCUGCAGGGUGCCAUCCUGGAGCCACUCGCAGGAGAGAAUGCUUCUGCUGCCCCCAGUCCCGUAAUGGGAGGUGCCAGCCAUCCAUCUGUCUCCCCUGCUGUUGGGUCUGAUGCUGCGGGUCCAGCCAGGAAGCGCACCACCACCAUGGCGGGGUUGGACAGCUCCCCGGGCAGUAUUGAUGAUAUCGACGGGCAGGACAACCAGGAGGAGAAGAAGAGACAGCCCGUGAAGCGGGCCUGUAAUGAAUGCCGUCAACAAAAGCUCCGAUGUGAUGUAAUCCAAGACCCUUGGACGGAUUGCUCUCGAUGUCGUCGUCUAAAGCUCGACUGUAAAAUCGAAACCAACUUCAAACGGGUUGGGAAACGCAGUCGCAACGCCGAGAUGGAACGCGAGAUUAUCGAGCUGAGAAAGCAGAUCGCUACUGUGCAGGCUGGGGCUAUACCUCCGUCACAGUCGGCGUCUUUGCCACCGGUUCAGACCCCCAAGCAAGAAACGGCCAGUCAGGUUGGCUCGGGAGUCUACCAUACGCCGUCGGCCAUGUCUACGGAUCAGUAUAUGGGUUCUCAUGAAGCCGUUGCGUCGCUUCUGGAUUUGCGCUCUGGCUUUGAUGGCACGAACUUUAUGAGGAACGGCAACCAUCACUUCAAGCGCAUUGAAGAUGUCGCGGUCGUUCCGGAGAGGGUGACUGAGCUGUUUCAUCUGUUUUUCACCUUCUACCAUCCGUUUCUACCGUUCCUUGAUCGAGACCAGUCGCCUGAUGAUUACUACAGCGCAUCGCCACUGCUGUUCUGGACCAUCAUCAGUGUAGGCGCGCGGCGCUUCCAAGCCGACACCCACCUUCUCAAUUCCCUCUCAGGCCCGGUUUCGCGACUGGUGUGGAGUACGCUGGCGGACAUCCCACAAAGCUACCACGUCGUGAAGGCUCUCUGCUUGCUCUGUACCUGGCCUUUCCCUACCAGCAGCACGUCCACCGAUCCGACCUUUAUGCUCUGCGGUAUGAUGAUCCAAGUGGCAAUGCAGCUGGGGCUGCACCGUCCAUCUCACACGCAGGACUUUAGCAAAUUCCGCGUGGAGCUCAUUGAAGAGGAACUUAGAGACAAGGUGCGAACGUGGGCAGUCUGCAACAUUGUCGCCCAACGGGUUGCUACUGGUUAUGGCCAGCCUCCGUCUAGUGUGUACGACUGGACACUGUCUUCAAAUGAUUCGAUGGACCCCAACUUCAGGUUGCCCGACGACAUCAGGUCAAGGCUGGAGAUUGAAAAGUUUUGCGACAAGGUUACCAAAUCUUUAUACACCAAUCGGCGGGACCCCGUCGGACUUUGCAGCGAUCAGGAGCGAUCAACAUUGAUAUCGUUCCUGUCGCGGGAUUUCGAUGAACUGGAGAAUCAGCUGAAGGCGCACAAUGACAGUAUCACCAAUCUCUAUCUGCGCGCAUCGAAUCUGCACCUCCAUCUCUCUGCGUUCUUCGACGACACAACCGCAAAGGAUUAUAGAGAGCGUCUUCUCUCGCUUUAUGUUGCCACCACGACGUUCCUCGAAGCAGCGAUGAACCUUGAAACAGAAGUCGGCCCGGUGCUGUCGUACACCCCGUACUACGUGUAUCAGAUGAUGGUUGCAGGCGGAUGUACUCUGCUGAAGCUAUGCAAGAGUUUCUUCGCCGCGCACAUCGACAUGGAUUAUGCAAAGAACCUCUUCAACCGGACGAUCUGGGCCAUUAGACGCGUGUCCGUUUCCAGCAACGACCUGCCGGAGCGACUGGCGGAAGUAGUAGCGCAGAUGUGGCGGCUGAACAACGUGCCCACACCGAAAUUGACGGCAGACGGCGGAGAGGUCGACGAUUCGCUGAUGCUCAAGGUGCGCUGCCGAAUGAGUAUGUCCUUGCUUUUCGACUCAGUCUGGCGGUGGCGGGAAGACGCGCGGACCAAGGGGCGUAAUCUCGAAGCCUAUCUCAAAAACCCAACCAAUCCAGACUCCAACGCUGAAUCCUCCAACUCGUCAUCAAUUCAACCGACGCGCACCUCGACCGCGACACCCGGAGUCGCCGGCGCCGCAGACCCCAGUCUCGCGCCAGCCCCCAUGAUCCCCCAGGCUAACAUGGGCGUAUCCGCACCGAGCGCUGUGGGUGCCCUUCCCAGCGGAUUCAUGGAACCUAAUUACGAAGUAUUCGAUCCGCUGAACUGGCUUCUGGACGGACUGGUCGAUUUGCCGUAUUCAUACUCGACGAUAUCGGGGAUCGAGUCUCAGGGUAUUGCAUGAGCAGAAUAAUUCUGUUUGUUCGACGACUGACAUGGCAUAUAAUUCUUCUACACUACUUUACAUAUAUUUGACGACUUCUUGAUCUUUCUUGUUGAUUGAUUGAUUGAUGUACCAUAUUAUUAUACCAGCGAGAUGAUUGGAUUGAUGUCCGACACACGCACACCCCCCCACACACCUCCGACAACCCUUACAUUAUGGAGUCAGACUGGAGCGAGGAGUUGGCGAUUUGCUUUGCUUUGCUAGCUUUAUUCGAUGCUAGGGUUGGAUUUUUGUUUUGUCUUGUUUUGUUUUCUUCAGAUGAUACCAUGUAUCGAUAGUUGGAUGCGAUGCAUAUAGUUG
This is a messenger RNA of Aspergillus costaricaensis CBS 115574, 2849 nucleotides long. Its product is annotated as putative C6 transcription factor (Leu3). Gene Ontology annotation, molecular function: DNA-binding transcription factor activity, RNA polymerase II-specific; transcription cis-regulatory region binding; zinc ion binding. The record is from RefSeq and is a predicted model, not a curated record. The coding region runs from base 318 to 2510 and encodes 730 amino acids. Gene Ontology annotation, cellular component: nucleus. NCBI's taxonomy places the organism in Eukaryota, Fungi, Ascomycota, Eurotiomycetes, Eurotiales, Aspergillaceae. The transcript is spliced from 6 exons. Gene Ontology annotation, biological process: DNA-templated transcription; regulation of DNA-templated transcription.